AUGGACACGGAUUACGACCGUAAGUUCGAGGAGAUGAAGAAGUACAUCCCGUUCUUAGAGAGCAUGAUCAAAAGGCUGGAAAGCACCGGCUCAACAUCAGCAAAUCCAAGACAAGCACAGCUUGCUAAAAUUAGAUCUCUAAGAGACUUGUUAUUGGAUAAGAAAAAAAGAAUGAAAAUGGAGAAUUUGUUGAAAUGUGAACAAGUUUUAGUGAAUUUGUAUGCAAAAGUCGAACAGAGAGAUUCGUUCACGGACACAAAGAGUGAUAUAAAUAAAAGUCUGAAUACACAAAAUGUCCAAUUGGAUUAUGUGCGUAAUAAACUUAAAACUGUGACAUCAAAAUUGCAAGAUCCAGAAACAUUGCCUGAGAUAGCAAGAGCUAGUCAGACAGAAGAAUCCUGUACAGCUGGCAGUAAGGAACCGGCGUUGUUUCAAAGAAGACCAAAUAAAAAUUCUAUAUCUCCAACUCGAUGUUCUCUAAAUAGUAGUGGAGAUAUCUUAUCACCAUCAGGUAGAAGAAGUUACACUCGCGUCCUUGUGUCUCCAGAACGUGAUUCGAAACAAUGGCCGCUUGAUAAAUCAUUAGAUAAACCACUUUUUUGUAGAAGGUCACCUCGUAGAACACCUAAAAAGUCACCUAGAAAAUCUCCAAGAAAAUCUCCAAGAAAGUCACCACGUAAAGGUUCUCCUCCAUCACGUCAUAAAAAAGAAAGAAAAAAGUCUUAUAAUCAACCUCUGACAUCAAACAAACUACAAGACCUUAAUAUAACUCUUAAAGUGCCAGAAGAAAGUUUGAGUACUCUAAAUACCAAAGAUAUACUGUCAAGGAUAAUUAAUUGCAGUGAUGGUGACGUAGAUAUAGAUACAUUACGGGAAUUAAGAACGCAAAUUCUUUCCGAAUUAAAACAAACUGGUGCAAAAGAUGACAUAUCUGACUUAAUACUAAAAUCUUAUAAAAAUAAAAAAGAAGUAGUCAAGAAAAAGGAUGAAGUAGAAGAAGGGGAAUUAUCUGAUAGCGAGAGUGAAGUUAUUGAAAGCAUAUAUGGCAGCUUAGUAAUAAUGGAUAAAGAUCAAGGUAAUACAAGCUUUGACAAAAAAUCAAGUGACAAAGACCAACCUCGCAAAAUUCAAAUCUGUCUUGUUAUUAAUUCAGAAAAAGAAAAACUAAAUGACACCGAUCGAGCGAAGGAUAUAGCGGACCAAAAUGCGAUUAUCGAUGAAUCUGAUUUUGAGUCUUAUAAAGAAACUAGUAAGGGGGUACAAAAACUUGACUGCCAAACGCUAGAAGUUGAAAAGAAUAAACAUAAUCAGGAUCAAAUGUCACACAAACUAGAAACCUCGUCAACUAUAUUAGAUGCAGAAGACAAUGAAAAAAGUAUGAAAAAUACCGAUAAUUCUCAAAAUAUGAUACAAAAAUCCAGUGAUAAAUGUGAAGAGAAAAAGCAAGAAAUUAAUAUUAUAUCAGAAUUACCUGAAGCUUUUACACCAAACUUUUACCAGUCUGAAGCGAUAAUAAAUCAAGAUAGCUUUCAGAGCGCAGGUAAUUUAAACUUAAAUAUUUCUUCUCCAAUUUCUAAAGAUGCGCAAAUGAAUGACAAUUCUGAAGAAAAAUUAAAAGACUUAACGAAAGAAAAAGGUUCAGUGGAAAUACCCUUAUUAGAUCUAGAAUCAACUGCAAAACAAGAAGUUGUUCAUGAAAUAGAUAUAUUACAGGCUUUAAAAAAUGAAAUUUUAAGCGAGAAAAUAUCUAUAGAUGAUUCCGAAACCAUGACACCCCCAUUACAUCAACCAAAAGUUACAAAAGUGGCUAAUAUAGAAGGAAUAGUAUCGAAAAAAAGGAUUUCAAUUGAGAAAUAUAAACAAAAGUCUAUAUCAACGUCAAAACCAUCGACUUCAAUAAACGAUACCAAUAGUAAUGCCUACAGAGAUGAACUAUCAAAGAAACAAAGCAUAAAGUUAACAGAAAAGGAAUUCGAACGAUUUAAUUUAUCAAGUAAGUUAGCAUUAGGGGAAAGUUCUGAGGAUGAAGAAUUUGGAAAAAGAAGUCCAACCAAUGACGAUAUAUAUGGUGACCUAGCACCAAAGUCACCAGAUCAUGAAGACUUUGCUGAUACAGGGAUUAAGCCACCAGUAAUAAUUCCAGCAGACCCUGUCAAAACAACAGUAGUGACUAAAGCUGACGUGGAUAUGAGAACAUUGACAAUGCAGGCGGCAUUGUCGUCACAAGUAAGCACACACAAAACAGAAGCGCAUGUUCUAUCGCCAACUGGGAAUUUUGACAAAGCAUUUGAUAUUUGUAAAAAUGAAGCGGAGUCGGGUGUUGUAAUGAAUGAUAAAAGACUGCCUUUAGCAGAUCCACGCGUAAGAAGAGAAUUUAAUUUACCAAAUACGGAUACUCCUAUGUUAGGGAAUGUAGAACGGACUUCGCGGUGCCAUAUUAACUUGACACCAAAUAUGACACCAAGUAGAAUGUCAAAUAUAGUAUCGAAUAUGACUCCUAAUAGAAUGCCUAAUAUUGCUCAAAGCCCUAACGUAAUUACAAAUGUGACAUCUAAUUCCAAUGUUUAUGAAAUGACGCCAUCUAGGCAACCAUUAGAAAGUGACGAUUAUUUAAAACGAAAUCAUGUUUACGCUCCGAUAUUUUCAGUUGUGGAACCACACGAUCCUAAUGAUGCUGUGAGUAACGAUUUUCAAAAUCCAAUGUACAGCGACGCUAAUUCUACCAUGUUUAAUCGUUUGGAAUGUCCAAAAACGCCUAUGCAUUCAUUUGGGGCUUCAGAAUGUCCACCAACUCCUACCCAUACUUUUGGACUAUUGGAAACACCGAUGACUCCAAUUCAUACAUUUGGUAGAUCUGACAUGCCUAUGACUCCCGUGCACUCCUUUGGUAGAGCUGAUUGUCCUCCUACACCUAUUCAUCCGUUUGGUAGAACAGAAGUAAUGAUGAAGCCAAGCCAUCCAUUUGGAGUAACGGACUUUCCUCAAAAUCAAUUGCCUUCACAAAUGUCUUCGACUAGGUACAGUAAGGUCCAGGAUCCUAGAAUUAAUAGAAGUUCGGAAUACGAUAAUUUGUCCAAAUACAACGAUAUGAAAGAUUGUGGCAAAUAUCAAGAACGUAAUUUUAAUAACAGAAAUUAUAAAUAUGACCCACCAAAACGAGCCUAUGCAGAUUCUUACCGAAACUACGGCAGGGAACAAAGUGUUGGUCGGCAUGAUAAAAAUGCUACAUAUGAGCAAAUUGACAAUCGUCACGGUGAAAGACUUCGUCGUGAAAAUAGUAUUGGACGUUUAAAUAGAAAUUAUGAAGUUGAUCGGAAUUAUUCUAAUGACCGCGGUAAAACUUAUAGGGAUAGAGAUCACCGUUGUGAUAAUGACGGUGGUAAAAUUUAUUACGAUCAAAAUUCACGAUGGAGUUAUAGAAGAGAGCAUAGCGGUGGUCGGGCUGUACCAGACAAUAGACACAUAGGGAAACAUUGUGAAAGAGAAGUCCGACCUGAAAACUCAUUAUGUGUUCAAUCACAUGCAGGUAUGUCGUUCACUAUUGACACGAGCGUUAGCAGGAGUUUUCAAGAAAGUCUUGCAAAUCUAAAGAAGGAGUCAAUAUCUGAUCCUAACUUUCAUGUAAGAAGAAGACGUGCAUCUAGUGUUGGAAGAUCUUUGAUUCGCGAACCUAGUAUUGGAAAGGAACUGCCAAGUUUAGGUAAUAGCUCUUCAGUUAUCAAAAGUAACAGCAACUACAGACGGGCAAGUAGUGUAGGAAGAGAUAUGGUAAAACAUGACGAUAAGAAGAAUUUUAAGGAUAUCAAAGAAGACUUGCAGUCGUAUAAAUACAAAAGUGCUGUGAAGUAUAACGAUAGUAAAAAUAUUUCUUCGAAGCAUGGUAUCUUCCCAGAAGUUAAGAAAAAAAUUAACGAUCGGGAUCCCCGAUUGUCCAGAAGAGAUAAUCAAGAUUUGCAUUAUGUUAAUAGUGGUGGUCAGUCAUCAAACCCCUAUUCACAAAAGAAAAAUUAUCGAGACCCGAGACAAAGACGAGAAUUCCGUAAAGAAAUUCAAAAAAAAUUUCAUUCAUUCCAAGAGCAAACGCGAGAAAAGUCAUACGAAAUUAAAAAACACGGGAUUGUUUAUUCUAGUGAUAAUAUAGCUAAGGGUACAAUUUUAGGGUCUGGGUACGGAGUGAAAAAUUACAAAAUUCCUAAGAUAAAAAGAGCUUUAGAAGAAACAGAGAAUAAAGAAUCAAUCGAUAAAUUUAAACCUUCUGGUUCAGUUACAAAUAAUUCUAGCAAAAAAGCGGAAGACGUAAGUAAGGAUUUAUGUACCAUAGAAAAAACACAAGACAAAGAAAAGCAGGCUAAAAUAAUUGAAAAAGAUAAAACAAAAGAUAAAAACCGAUCGACUAGAUGGGAAAGUCCUGAUAAAUUGAACAAUUUUGAACAAGAAAGUGAAAAACUAUCAACAACUCUUUCUGAUGGUGUUGAAAAGCGUGUUACCAGAUCAGCAAGGAAGAAUACUAUUAGUGAUAUAAAUGACUUUAAUUGUGAGACUCCUAUAAAGCGAGGUAAUAGAACAGUAAAGACUGUUAUUUAUGAUUCGGACACAGACAAUGUUGAAAAUGAUACGAAUAAAGACUUGCAGAAUGAAAAAUCUCAAGAUUCUAAGGAAAAAUGGAAAACAGAUACGAAAACUAAUCAUGUUGAUGAUGAUAGAAACAGUGUUAAAUUAAAUAAUGAAAAUAAAUCUUGUGAUUCAUAUAAAGAGGCAGUACCCAUUAUAAACAUUGAAAAAACUAAUGCUUCUAAAACAAAUGAUUUUACUAUGGAAGAUGGACAUAAAGAACCCAAAAGCUGUGAACCGAUUGAAAGUUCAGUUUCACUUGAAGAUAAUGUUCCUGUCUCUGUUACUGAUACCAAUAACUGUUUUGGUAUAGAACUUGAAAUGUUUUCUGAUAGUGUUGCAGCUGAUCCUGUCAUUGAUAACAUAAAUGCUCUUAUAGCUGAUCUAGAUGAUGAUUUAGAGACUUCGAAAAAUGAUGGUUAUAAAAACCAAUUUACUAAAGAAAUUACUCUCGAAAACAUGUUAGACAAUAUUACUUGUAUGGACAAUAAAAAAUCUGUUAGCUUAGGUAAAAAUGAACAAGAAGAAAUUAAGGGUACAGAAGAUAUUAAAUUAAACGACUCUGAUAAAAAUAUUGUAAGUGAACUAUUGCAGAAUGAUGAAAGCAAAGACGAAACUAAAGUUGCCGUUAUCAGUGAAAAUAACAGCGAGGUUUCUACAACAGAAAAUGAAAACAUAUUAGUUCAAGCAGAUAUUCCAUCUCCAUCUAAAGAAAAUAUAAGCCAAGUAGAAACUUGUUCUACACCUGAUAGUACUAUAGACGUAAAUGAGAAUACUCAACAUAAAGUAAGUCAGGAAAGGAUGCCUGAUAGUACUAAUGAGUUGACUUGUGAAAUGAGCUCUGAUAUUACUUCAACCCAUGAUUCACAUGAAGUAUUUGAAAAAGCACAAGUUGAUACUGAUGUAUCACGUACGGAGUUAUCACAUCAAACUGAUAAUAUUGGAAGUUUGCUAUCUAUUUUAAAAGAUAAAUCAAAAAUAAAAGAACUACUUACAAUGUUAAAAGAUCAAUCUAGUGAAAAUGACAAACUGAAGAAGAAGUUAGAAAAGCUAAGUGAAAUAGUCUCCGAUGAUGAUGAUUCGCCAUGUGAUGAAUCUAAUUCGUUUCAUAAUGAAAAAACUAAUUUUUCGAUUUCAAAUAACAAAAACGAAGCAGAAUCCGUUGGGCAUACUGGUGUAUAUACUGAUACAACACUCAAGCCAGAUAGUAUUUCUUGUGAAAAGAACGAACAAAGAAUUCAAAACAAAAAUAAUGUAGAAGAAAUUUUAGACGUUCAGUUAAAAGAGCAUGAGCAAAAUGUUACAGUUGUAGAGAACUGUGAAGGCAAAGAAAGUUUCGAAGACACAAAGCAAAAUACUGAAAAUGAUGAUGAUACAGUAGAAACGGUCUGUUGUAAAAAAUCUACAAAGAUUACAAAAUCCACUAAAAAGGCAAAGGGUGGUAAAGUGAAAAAUAAAACAUCUGAUGACAAAGAAAGGCCCCUACGUUCUGAGUCAGCUAAUUUGAAAAUGAAUAAACCAGCGAAUGUAAAGAAACCUUCCAGGGAAUUGAAACAACUUCAGGAAGAUAUCAAAGAGAUGUUCUUGCACGAUGAUGUGUUUAAUGCCAGUGGUAUAAGAAUGUGCCGUUUAGCUAAAUUAGUUGAAGAUAAGCCCAUAGACAAAGGUGAAACACAGAGUAAUGAAAAUAGUCCAGUUGUUAUUCUUGAAAAAAUUAAAGAGUCUUCAGAAGAGACAACCAUAAAAGGCAAAACUUCAAAAAAAAAAGCAACUUCGAAAUCAAAAAUGUUACAGAAAGAAGCAUUUGACAGCGAAAAAAAGACAGAAAAUAGUAACGAAAAAAUAAACUCUGAACUUAAAAUGCCUACAAGAUAUAAACCUGGGCCUAAAUCGAAAACAAAACUCUUAGACAAGCGACCGGAAGUAGAUCCUUAUAUUUUUGAAUCUGACUCAGUAAGCGAAUCAAAUGCUACAAAUAUUAGUGAAACUAAACCUCAUAGUAGCUCCGACUCGGAAUGCGAAUCUCUUGAAUCAUCUAAAAGCUUUGGAAGCACAGAACUUUUAGUAGAAUUAAAGAAAAAACCAAAACGAAAACGUCGAGGAUGGCAAGCAGGUGUAAUUAAACCUAAACAUAAGAAAAAGAAAAGUCAUCUUCGUAACUCUCAAUCUGAUACAAACGUUCAAGGUGUGCCUCAUAUUCCCGACUUAAAUUGUUUUACAGAUAAAACGUACUGUUUCAAUAAAAGUGUAAGUGUCUAUUCAUGUCGUCUUUGCCUUUACAAUGGCAAUGACAUAGUUCAUCAUUACAAGAAGCAACAUCCGCACUCAGAGAUUCCUUUGUCCCGAAUGAGCCCGGAAGUUGCUAAAGAGGCCAUAGAACAGUGUGAAGAAAUAAAUUUUCACGCUAUUAGUAAAGUAAAUACUGAUAAAUACGUCUGCCGAUUCUGUUUUAAAGAAUUUAAAAACUCCAUAAAGAAAAAAACCGUAUUGGAAGAAUUUUUUUGGCAUGUUGUCAGUAUGCAUACGGGUGAAUACAAGCAAAUAUGUUCGGAAUGUAUUAAUGUCACUAGGUGUCCAUUCAAUUUAGACAUUCCACCUCCUCCCAAAGAGCAAAAAGGUCAACUUAUAGGUUAUAUUUGUGGAAAAUGCAAUUUUACACAAAUGUCCCUUGAAAAUUUAAAGACUCACGUCAUUAACCGUCAUAAUGAUGAGCAAACUGAAGUUUAUACAAUUAAUUUAGCCGUCAUGUCAAAGAAAACAUUGUUAGCUUUCAGUAAUUCUACAUCAGAACAGCCUAGGACGCUUCGGAGCAGUAGUUCAAAUCAAAGUACUGUAGAAACAAAUGACGAACAGAGUGAUAUUAAUGAAAGCCGUGAUAAUGUGACUAAACCUGACCAAUUAAUAUCUUUUUCAUUAAAAGAGAAAACUCUAACCGAAUUGCAUAAAAACAAACGUAAUAAAAUUCAGUCACAAAUUACCUUUGAAAACGAUGACGCUGCCAACGAGUUAUGUGACUUGAAUAAAAACAAAAGUAUAAAAGUUGAACAAGAACACGAAAUUGAUUCGUCACCAUAUAAUGAGCCGUUUAAUGAUGCACCUAUUGCAGAUAUAAUUACUGAAUCUUUUGAGACAUUCAAGGAUGCAGACUAUAAUCAGCAAUCUACAUCUGAUGAUAUUUUGGAUUACCCACAUUUCAAAGUCAACUUUACAGAAGCUGGUACCAAGGAAUAUGUGUGCUGUAUAAAUGGAGUAGAAAAUCACUAUCGUACAGUGCUAUUAAUAUCGUUUAAGAAACAUGUUCAGAUAAAACAUACAGAAAAAUGGGAUGGAUUUUGCUUUCUGUGUAAACUGAUAGUCACUCCUCAAGGAAAUCACAAUUUCAAAGACUGUUUGCAGCAUUUUCUUGACAAACAUUUUGAUAAUUUUCCGACUACGGAAAAAGUGGACAAUACGAACAUUAAUACUGAAACACCUGAUGUGACACCUAAAAAAAAUUAUGUGAAUGUUAGACCGUUAUCAGAGCUUAUAUCUCAAUCAGAUAUACAACCAGAACAAUCUAAACUGCCCGUUAUAGAGAGUGUUGUUAGUCUAGGAGGCUCGACAGAUGAAGCAUCUUCGGGAAUUAGUGUCGAUACAGCUGAAACAAAAUAUAAUGAAAAAGAAUAUAAAUAUGAAGAAGCGCAAGCGGAAAUAAUUGCAAAGAAAUAUAAUGUUGUUUUAAAUGUUAUGAUGAACCGGGAGAAAUUAGUUCACAUAUUUAAGUGCGCUGGUCGAUUUUGUAGUUAUUCGACCGACAAUGCUGAAGAUGCUCUCCGUCAUGCGAUAACUCAUGAACGCGUAGGUGGAGAAAAUUCAUUGAAUUGUACUUAUUGUGAUUUCGAUUCUUCAAAGAACGCCGUUGAUUUAGUCACGCAUGUUUUUAAAAUGCAUGGUUGUUGCCAGUAUGUAUGUGGACAUUGUUUCUAUCGAAGUGUAGCGAGUCAACUUGUACGUGCGCAUGCGUCGAGAAUACAUGGAAAGGCGACUGCACAGAGCGUCAUUCUCAGAACUACAGUUACAGCACGCUCUGAUACGGACUGUAAAAUUUUGCCACGAGAAAUUGCUGUUCCCUUCUUCGUUUGUAACCAAAAUGUAAUGGAUGGCAAAUGCAAGUUUAAAACCUACACGUCGGGUAAAUUUUAUGAACAUUUGCAAAUGAGGCAUCAGUUGGAUAUUUCAUUUUUGUGUUUUAUGUGUUCAGACAUAUUUAUUAAACCUGUUGAUUUGCUGCAACAUUUCAAAAUUCACGGAUUUAAACUCUAUCAAUGCACGUGGUGUGUACACGGUGCUGAAAAUGAAACUGAGUUACUCGCGCAUGCCUCAGAAAAACAUCCAAAUAAGCAGCCUCAAGCGUAUUUAAGAGUAAUUACUAACAAGGAAGGAACUUCUGGAUUUAGAGUACUUCCUUUGGCUCAUCUAAAUAAUUCAAAAAUUACUACCAUUGAUGUCAAACCAAAUAAUGUUAGAGGGGAUCCUGAAAGGGAAGCAGAGAGGUCAAUAGACUUAGAAAAACUUAUUGGCCAAACAACGCAAAUGAUUGAGUCCAAGGUAACAUCUUCCCAAAAUGAAAGUACUGAAAACCUUGUAUUAAAGGAACAAGAAACAAGCAUGCCUUCAUUCGAACCUGGAUCCCUAGCCCAAAGUCAAGAGUCACUGGUUUUGGCCUUACAGUCGUCACUGUUUGAUAAAACUCCAGAAACUUCGAUAUCGACUGAUGCAGACAGAACGCCAAUUUUGGCUGAUCUUCCUCGUCCAGAGACCCCUAAUUUAGAAAACCAACCAAUAAAAAGUGAUGUUCAUAGCCAACUAACACCAGUACUUAAAGAAGAAACAGAACCAAAAACGCCUGAGAAGACGGACUCUGACGUCGUUUAUUGUUUAGAUAGCGAUGAGGAAAUUUCUAAUCAAAACGUGGUCGAUCUUUCCAGUGAAGAAUCUCCAUUAGUUGCAGAUGUGAUUGACAAAUCUGGCAAUCUUGAAAAAGUACCAGUAUCACGUUUAUUCAAAUGUAGUCUGUGCAGUAUGAUCUUGAAAAAUUGCUCUGGUUUUAAAAGACAUGUAUCCGCUUCCCAUAUAGAGGCAAUAAAUCGACUUCAGUGCGCAUAUUGUCCAUUUGUGGCUGAAAGAGACCUUGUGGCCACACACUAUGCUUCUGAUCACUGUUUGAGUCGAAAGGAAGCCACACGUUAUGUAUGUGGUGUUUGCAGCAAUAAAUAUAUUUCGUUUACAUUUGUGAAAAAACAUCUAAAAGACGAUCAUAAUUUGUCGAAACUGGUUGUAACAUCCAGGUUAGUUACAAAUGGAGAGUACCAGUUUGUCGUAGGCGAAGCGAGUAAACAGAAACAGAUUGCGAAGAGAAAACUUUCGAAUGAAGACGAGGAUAAAAGUUUACAGCCUGUGUCUAAAAUUAAAAAAUUCGGUCCGAGUGAUGUGAAACUAUUACCCAUCAACCCAAUUCUGGAUGAAUUAGUCUACUGUUCCCUCUGUGAAUUUAGUACAAAAGUUCGGUUGAAUAUGGUUAGACAUCUCCAACUUCACGCUGAACAGCAACCAGUGCCGCAAACAGCGCCAGUCAAUCCCGUUCCCCACUUGGAAACAAACGAAAAACACUUUGAUAAAAUGGUUAAUCUCGCUUCCAGUUCAAUAGCGUCUAGAGCUCCGGAAAAAUCGAAUAAAACUGAUCGGCAACCAGUAGUUAAUCUACUUAUACCUCCUGAAGCAGCUUCACGGUAUCCUAAAUACGUACCGGAUAGGCAGCGAUAUACGUGCGGUGCUAAAGGAUGUUGUUACAUAUCUGUGGAUGAGACUAUGCUGAAAUACCAUUGGGAGACAUUACAUUCAGACGCAAAUGAUUUCCACUGCGUACACUGCCCGCCUUACCAACACAUGGAUACGACCAAACCAUUAACCGCCUCCCGAAUAAUUGGUCACCUUAAAAUGCACGAUAUCAGAUUGUAUGCGUGUUCAUGCUGUUCCUAUUAUCACCACAAACGGCAGGUGCUUGAUAAACAUAUUGCUGAGAUACAUAGCACAGGUCAUGUUAUGGUGGUUAGAGAGGAAAGUGUUUCACAAAUUCCAAAUGUAACUCAAUCAUCAACAGUAGCACCGACAAUGGAUUUGAAACCUUGGCAAUGUGGGCUGUGCAAAUUCAAAAGCAUGCUCCGCCCUGAAGUGGUGGAGCACUGUGCCAAAUUUCAUCAGUCUAAGAUGCAAUACAAAUGCACGUACUGUGCUUUUAGAACAUCGACCUUAGAAAAUAUUACGAAACACCAGUCCAAAUCGCACGUUGGCAAAGCCCAGGAGACCUUCUAUUUCUACUAUCGUGAGGGGUCUAUUCCCGAUGAGCCUGAUGGCACAACCCGGUGGCAGAAGCAACAACAGAAAAGUGGUGUAACUGAAACUGAAGUAAAAACUGAGACGAUUGAACGCACAGAAUUGGAAUCGCAAAGUGAAUUAACGAAAAACGUGUCACAAUCUCCUGCGGCACCUGCAGUAGACUUAAAUAUAGUUAAACAAGACCCAGACGCGGUUCUUGUACCUACACACUCUACGCAAGACCUAUGCAAAACAUUUGGUCAGUUUUGUGAACCUAAUGACUUAAAGUAUAAAUGUCCAUUAUGUAUAAAUGUUUUAGAAGACAGGGAUGCUAUGCAGUCUCAUUUGUAUGAAGAAUUGCAGUAUAGAAAGUGGGGCUGCGGAUUUUGUUCCUAUAAGGCGUUCCAUAAGAAUGGUCUCAAUGAUCACAUGCUAACAGAACACAGACAGAAUCGUGAACCUAUUGAACUGCCAGUUGAUGUAAGAGUAGAGGCAUGGAUUGCAAAGCUCCUGGACCAUCAAUUCCUCCUUAUUGAGAAAAAUAGACAAAAUUUGUCGAAACAAAGUGUUUCUGUGAAACCCGUUAAUUCGGCUCCUACAACAUCCAAGUCCCAAGAUGCACAUAUGAAUGUUCCUGAAAGUGAUAAUGGGCAUAGUGAGGAAGAACUUGAGAAAGUGUUUGGUACUUUCGGUGCAUCUGAAAACAAGUACUUCAAUUGUCCUAAGUGUAGUUUAAAAAUUAUAGAAGAAAGUGCCAUGCGAGAACAUUUGGAAAUUGAAUUGAACAAAAUUAGAUGGUGUUGCAACAGCUGUACAGAGAAAUUCCAGAGCUACCACGAGGCGCAAUUCCAUUGUAAAAGUGUUCACCCAGGGAUAUCUGCUCGGGCCAUCGAAGCAGUUCGGAACGUGAGGAUGCGUUCUGCUUGGAUAUCAGCAGUUAUACGCGCGCAAAAACUUAGUAUGAACCACCUACCCGUAACAGAAACCACCGACUCAGACGAAUGCACUAGAAAUAGUCUUGCACAGGAUAAUUCUCUAUUAGUAGUUCGAUACGAAGAGAGGGUUCCUACACCAGAAGUACAGGUAAUUCGACCCAAGACUUCAGCCUCUGAGAGUGAUGAAGAUGAAGAAAAACUAGUCAUCGACGAAGUGUUUAAGCAGACGGAAAUCAAACAGUGCCCAUUCUGUAUAUAUACAUGCCAGGACAUCAGGGAGUUAAAGGAACAUGUGGUGGGCCGGCAUAAUAAUAUUAAGCCUUACUUCUGUUCCUACUGUGAUUUCAAUGGUUACAGAAGGACUGUAAUGAAACAUGUAAGUGACAAACAUAAAGACAAACCCCUGGUGUUAUUGACCAAGGGUCAGAGGAUUUUGGGUCCCCCUAUAGACCCUAAUCCUGUACCAGCAUCAGCACCAAUAGCAGUGGACAAUAAUGCUCCAAGACUGAUUUGUUUACGAUGUGAAAAAUCAUUUAACGAAAACGAAGCGAAGACACACCUUCACGGCAAUGCAAAGCCUACGUUUGUAAAAAAGGGCCAGCUUCUUGUUAAGUGCUGUUGGUGCUUGACUGUUCAUGAAAAUAAAGAUGCGGUAUUGGAUCAUCAUCGAACAAGCCACCCAAAUAAGACUUUGAAUUAUGCAUUUUGUACGAUGUUCAAUAAGAAGAGAAGUGUCCUCUGCUGUGCAUACUGCAAUCAGAAUUUCUCACUCUUGGGAGAUAUGAAAGCCCAUUGGAAUGCAGUCCACAGCUCGUUGCCAUUUCAGUUUAACAAACGUCAAUGUGUGGCAGCUGUCUCUGACGAAGUUAUAAAUUUGUCUGAUGAUGAGAAGACCGGAGUAAAGAGAAAGAGUGAAAGUACAUUACCAAACCCGUCUCCCUCAAAGAUGUGUGCAAGAAAAUCUACCACAAAGUUACCAUUUCAGGCAGUAGCGAAGAAAUCCACCACAAAACUACCAUUUAAGCUUGAAUCUGAUUCAGAUUCUAUAGAAUAUUCUUUUUAUGGAUCGAAGCCUCAAGUUGAUGAUUUGGAUAAUGUCACAACAAACCUGUCUUUUUGUAACACGGUUGUGCCAUUUACAUUUAAGAAACUGAGUGAAGUCAUUCGUAUUAAUCCUACAGUGCUUGUAGAAGAUAUAAAUAAGUGA
Parnassius mnemosyne (clouded apollo) is the source of this 13107-nucleotide messenger RNA. Lineage: Eukaryota; Metazoa; Arthropoda; Insecta; Lepidoptera; Papilionidae. The record is from the annotation of a GenBank genome assembly.